UCACUGUUCAUCACUGGCAGUAGCACACACCACACAUUUGCAACGUUAAAGAUAAUUGUUUCAAUUCUUUUAUAUUUUUUUCAGAAAAUAAUUUGUUAUAAAAAAUUGUGAUCUAUAAUGGAGGAAAUACUAAAAAAGCUACUACUUCCAGACAAUGAAAAAAUUCAAGAGGGCACUAUUGAACUUCGAGAAGCAUUCAAAAAACCAGAAAGUACACCUGAACUAUGCCAUAUUGCAAUUUCAUCGCAAAACCCUGAGAUGAGGCAAUAUGCAGCAGUACUUCUCAGAAAACGUUAUUCAAAGUGGAAAAAUUGGUUAGCUUUACCUGAACAAAUUCGCAAUGAAUUCAAGGCUAUUAUUCUGCAGAGACUUGUUGACGAAAAAGAAAAGUCUGUGAAAAAUGCGAUUGUUCAAUUGGUUGGUGUUAUAAUAAAACAUGAAUUACCAAAAAAUGCAUGGCCACAAGCUCUUCAAUUUAUACAACAAUUGAUUACAAGUGACAAUGUAGCUGAGAAAGAGUUGGGUAUGUAUACCUUAUCGAUAAUUACGGAAAUUGCCAGUGAGGCAUAUUUACCAACUUCUCAGGCCAUAAUGGCAAUUUUAAAUCAAACUCUCAAUAAUCUUCAGGAUCUUGUUAAUCCAAUUGCGUAUUAUAUUAUAAAAACGAUGCUUAAUUUUGUACCUUACGUUUCACAAAAACAACAUAUGGUGAAUGCCUAUCAUGAAAUGAUGCCACGAAUGUUAAAUACCGUUGCUGCCUUAUCUGAAACGCACGAAGAAAAAGCAAUUGAAUGUUUUGAAUUGUUUGAAGAACUUUGCGACAAUGCUGUCACUGUUAUAUCGCCACAUUUGAAAAAUCUCAUUGCUAUGAGUUUAACUAUAGCUCAAAAUAAAAGCCUUGGCAGUGAAAUUCGAGUAAAAUCCAUUGCAGUUGUUGGCUGUCUUGUGAGAACUAAGAAAAAAGCCAUUGUUAAAAAUAAAUUAGUGGAGCCGAUCAUAGAUACUCUCUUUGCUCUGAUUUCUUCUCGGCCCGACGACGAAAAUGAGGAAAUUUAUUUCAACGGCGAUGAUGAAGAUAAAUCGCCAAUGACCUGCGCUACUCAGACGUUAGAUGCACUUGCUCUUUAUUUACCUCCCGACAAGUUGAUUCCACAUUUGUUGUUGCACAUUGAGCCGGGUUUGGAGGGAACGGAUAUUUACAAAAAAAAGGCAGCUUAUUUGGCAAUGGCAGUUUUGGCGGAAGGUUGCUCAGAAUAUAUUCGAACAUCAUAUCUUGAAACUUUUGUUCGUUGUAUUUGCAGUGGUAUUGUUGAUCCAACGCCAGUUGUUCGUAAUGCUGCGCUAUUUGCACUUGGACAAUUUUCUGAAUUUCUUCAACCUGACAUUAGUAAUUAUUCAUCGGAAUUGUUGCCAAUUUUAUUUGAAUAUCUUGCACAAAUUUGUAAUUUCAUUAAACAAGAAAAAAAAGAGCCACCUGCUGUUGAUCGAAUGUUUUAUGCAUUGGAAAUGUUUUGUGAAAAUUUAAACGUCAGUCUAUUGCCAUAUUUGCCAAAUUUAAUGGAGAGAUUAUUUGAAACUUUAGAUCAACAGUCACCGGUUCAUGUCAGAGAACUUGCAUUAAGUGCAAUUGGUGCGGCAGCCAAUGCAAGUAAAGAAAAUAUGGUUCCAUAUUUAGAGAGAAUUCUCGCUAUUCUCAAUCCUUAUUUAAUUGAAAAACAAAGCGAGGAGACGAUGUGUUUGCAAAUUCAAGCGGUUGAUACUCUUGGUGUACUUGUGAGAACUGUGGGAGAAAAUAUAAAGGAUCACUCGACGACAGCGCUUGCUGUAAAAUCCUUGGAAUGCGGUAUGAGUUUAUUGAAAGAAUGCAAUGAUCCUGAUUUAAGAAAAUCUGUCUAUGGAUUGGCAGCAUCCGCUAGUAUGGUGAUGAAGAAGGAUAUGAAUUUUGCACUCUCUCCAAUUGUCGAUCAAAUAAUUAAUAGCAUAAAAAGUUCCGAGGGUGUUGUGACUCAUUACAAGGAGAAUGAAGAGGCAGCGUUUCCGGUAUACGAACCGUGUUUGCAAAACAGUGACAGUGACGGGGAAGAAGAUAUUGAAAAUACAGACAAUGAAGAUGAUGACGACGAUGAAGAUAUUGCUGGAUUCAGUGUGGAAAAUGCCUACGUGGAAGAAAAAGAAGAGGCUAUUCUUGCUCUUAAGGAAAUUGCACAAAAUACAGAAGAAGUAUUUUUGCCUUUCCUCGAAGUUUCGUACAAUGAGGUGUUCAAAGUGAUUAGCUAUCCGCAGGACGAUAUUAGAAAGGCGGCUAUAGAAGCACUUGCACAAUUUUCUAUUAAUUUUUCAAGAAUUAAUAGUAUCGAGGGAAAAGAAGCAACGCAAAAAGUCCUUUCAGCACUUAUACCAAAGUUUUCGGAGAUUAUUAGACUGGAUUGUGAGCGUUCAGUUGUUAUUAGUGCUUUAGAUGAAUUAACGGAGAUGCUAAAAGAAAUUAAAUCCGAUGUUCUUAUAAUCGAGGGUCACAAGGAGGCAAUUAUGAAUUGUAUUACUGAAAUUUUAGCAGGACGAACGUAUUGUCAAGAUCAGGAGGAAGUGGACGAGGAAGAUAUGGAAGCUGAACAAGAUGAAUUGCUAAUAGAGUGCGCCGGUGAUUUAUUGACACAUUUUGGAAAAGUUAUUCCUCCUGAAGAGUUUGCACACUUUUUCCAAAAUCUUUUACCAUUUAUUCUAGAACGACUGAAAAAGAAUAAAACUGAGGCACAAAGAUCGUUUGCUGUUGGAACAAUAUCGGAAUGCUUUUCUGGAUUAAAGCAAGCAGUUGCACCAUUUGUUCAACAAAUUAUGCCAUUACUUCUUGAACUCACAAGUGACUCGAAUGCUGAAGUUCGUAAUAAUGCAAUUUACGGAAUUGGAGAAAUUGCCUAUCAUGGAAAAGACGUGAUUUUCUCAUAUUAUCCAAAUAUUCUGCAAACUUUAUCAAAUAGAGUACAAAAUGAAUCUCACGCUGGAGCAAGGGAUAAUGUUGUUGGUGCAAUUGCUCGGCUAAUUAGCACAAAUUUCACAAUUUUACCAUUGGACCAGGUGUUUCCGGUUUUUAUAAAUCAAUUACCAUUGACGGAAGAUGUUGAAGAAAAUAAAGCAGUUUUUGAGAGUAUAUUAACGCUUUAUAAAGCAGGUCAUGAAAUUCUUAAACCGCACAUUACAACAUUGAUAAAUGUUUCAAGUUCUCUUUUACGGGAAAAAAAAUACAGUAAUGAUGAAACGAGGAAUUUAAUUGUGGAAUUUCUAAAUUCAGUUAGAAGUGAUUUUCAAAAUGAAUAUCAAAUGGUACUUGGAGAUCAAACACCUGAAAUUCUAAUCAAUCAACAAGCUACAUUUUCACCCUAAAAUGUUUAAUGUAAGGAUAAUUUUUUUUUUUUCUUCAUUUGACAACGAUAGUGAAAAUAAUUUAGAUAAUCCAUGUUUUUUUAAAAGUAGCUUGAAUUAUCGUGAAAUUCUUGACACUUUUCAAAUUAAUUAUAAUAAGACUGUUUUUUUUGUUAUUAAUGAGUUCUAAUUUUCUAAUAGGUUUCAUGUAAAUAUGUUAUAGCUGCAAUUUUAUAAAAACAAUUUCCUAAUCGAAAUUUUUAAAUCUGAAAAUAUUCAAAAUUUUAUAGCAGAUAUUUUUUUUUUAAAUUUUCACUAUUUUCAAAUGAAAAUUGCAGUUUUCGAUAUUUUUAACGAUAAUUUCUAUUCUUAAAAUAUCUAAAUUAUUUAAUUGAAUAAUAAAACUUAAAAAUAAAAUCAAAAAAGAAAAAUUAUAUUUUUUUUUCUGUAAAACAUCGAAAUUUGUGAAUAAUUUUGAUAAAUUUGCAUAAAAAAUAUUUGCUUUUAAGUUUAGAGACAAUACAAGUACUGAGAUUUUGUGUGCACUGGUUUUUUCGUAUUCUAUUUUUCUUGUGUACUCAAUUUUUUUUUUAAAUUUAAGGAUGUAUGAGAGAAAAGCGUGAUAUACAAUAUCAAUAUUUUAUAUAAUAAAACAAAAAAAUAUGUACAGCAACGUUGCAGGUGAAAGAUUUUCUAGCUUUUUGUGAUAUGAUUACAAACCCUAAAGAGUUGAAUCACUAUUAUUAUAAUAUUCCGUAUAUAGUUUCACGAAUAAAAAUCUUUUUUAUGAAUGUUA
Messenger RNA from Leptopilina boulardi, 4156 nucleotides. Its product is annotated as importin-4-like. The record is from RefSeq and is a predicted model, not a curated record. The transcript is spliced from 15 exons. The coding region runs from base 118 to 3381 and encodes 1087 amino acids. Gene Ontology annotation, biological process: protein import into nucleus. NCBI's taxonomy places the organism in Eukaryota, Metazoa, Arthropoda, Insecta, Hymenoptera, Figitidae. Gene Ontology annotation, molecular function: small GTPase binding; nuclear import signal receptor activity. Gene Ontology annotation, cellular component: cytoplasm; nucleus.